AACCAAUCAGAACCCGAGGAUAUUAAAUUUGUUGGUCCCGACAAUUAAAGAAAAAGUUGUGGGUCAAACUGGUCCUAAAUAAUAGUCAAACUUCUCAUUUUUUCUAAGAAACUGAUUUGAUAAAAAAAAAUAUCUUCGUUGAAGUGAGGGUGACGAGAAGUUUCUGCUUUCAUCAAUUAAAGGUUUACGCGUGAAGCAGAUCAUCAGCAAUGGCGGCGUCGCAAGAUAAGUUGGAUAAGAUGAAACUUAGGCAAGAUUACCGGAAUUUAUGGCACUCCGAUCUCAUGGGCACCGUCACCGCCGACACUCCCUAUUGCUGCAUCUCGUGUCUGUGUGGACCUUGUGUGUCAUACAUGCUUCGGAGAAGAGCACUUUACAAUGACAUGUCAAGGUAUACUUGCUGUGCUGGAUAUAUGCCCUGUAGUGGAAGGUGUGGAGAAAGCAAAUGUCCUCAACUUUGCCUUGCCACUGAGGUCUUCCUUUGCUUCGGAAACUCUGUGGCCUCUACCCGCUUUCUUCUGCAGGAUGAAUUCAACAUCCAGACAACACAAUGCGACAAUUGCAUAAUUGGAUUUAUGUUCUGCCUCAGCCAAGUUGCUUGCAUAUUCUCUAUAGUUGCUUGCAUUGUUGGUAGUGAUGAACUUUCCGAGGCUUCUCAGAUACUCUCUUGCUGUGCUGAUAUGGUCUACUGCACGUCUGUAUUUACUUCUUGUGAUUUUUAGAUUCUCCCUCUAAUCUAUUCAUGUUCACGAAUUGCUAAUAUUUUGCGGUCUUGAUUUUCUUGCAGGGUCUGCGCAUGUAUGCAGGUACUAGAAAGCGAGAAUUAGAAACUUAUCUGAGCUUCUGAAACUAUCUUCUCUUAUGGUAUAUAUAUAUAACCCAAAAUCCAAUUUUCUGCUUGCAGACACAACACAAACUUGAGAUGGACAAAAGAGAUGGAGUGUUUGGAUCGCAGCCAAUGGGUGUGCCACCAGCUCAGCAGAUGUCUCGUUUUGAUCAACCUGUCCCUCCUCCAGUCGGAUACCCUCAGUCCUAUCCACCGCCUGCUCAAGGCUACCCUCCUGCAUCUUACCCGCCUCCCGGUUAUCCUCAGCAUUAAGAAAUUUAACCAGUAUCUUCAUUUUAUGUGUCAAAGUGUUGUUGUUACUUGGUUUAGGUGUGCAGAACUAUUAUAUUGUUCAGCUUUGUCCUCUGCUUAUUUCUGCGAUUUAUUUAUUUUGAGGUAUUGGUACUCUGGUUAUGUCUGAAAAGCUUUUGCUAUCAUCAACUGGUUUGUUGACUUUGGUAUUUAAGUAAAGAAAAAGAACAACAUAUGUAUUAGUUACCUAACUUGUUAACUCAAUUUAUAAACUUAGCAAGUUUAGCAAAACAAAAC
Messenger RNA from Arabidopsis thaliana (thale cress), 1375 nucleotides. RefSeq names its product PLAC8 family protein. The coding region runs from base 210 to 722 and encodes 170 amino acids. NCBI's taxonomy places the organism in Eukaryota, Viridiplantae, Streptophyta, Magnoliopsida, Brassicales, Brassicaceae. The record is from RefSeq and is marked reviewed. The transcript is spliced from 7 exons.